Messenger RNA from Elephantulus edwardii (Cape elephant shrew), 621 nucleotides. RefSeq names its product chromosome unknown open reading frame, human C20orf196 (gene SHLD1). The record is from RefSeq and is a predicted model, not a curated record. Lineage: Eukaryota; Metazoa; Chordata; Mammalia; Macroscelidea; Macroscelididae. Gene Ontology annotation, biological process: negative regulation of double-strand break repair via homologous recombination; positive regulation of double-strand break repair via nonhomologous end joining; positive regulation of isotype switching. The transcript has 2 exons. The coding region runs from base 1 to 621 and encodes 206 amino acids. Gene Ontology annotation, cellular component: site of double-strand break.
AUGGCCGCCCAGGAAGCCACUCCAAGCAGCCAGGCAGAGGAGAGCAGCUCUUUGGACCUGCCAUCAGCUUCUGACAUAAGAAACUACGUGCUGCGGAAACCCAGCCAGGAGGUCAACAGCGAGGCAUGGAGUUCUCUGGAAGCCUUUUCUUUUCCCAGCUCUUCUGAUGUGGAUCCAGAUACCAGUAACCUAAAUGCUACACAAAAUGAUGUCUGGGCCUCUGAGAACUUCUGGCUUGACCCUUCGGGGAGAAGCCAACCAGCAACCCCGGAGGAGGACAGUGAACUUCGGAAAUCCCUGGAUAGAUUCUAUGAAGUGUUUGGCCGGCCACAGCCAGCGUCUCGAGACCCUUUCUCUGCAUCCGUCCUCCAGUGCCUGUCUCGGAAAGUGGCUGAACUGAAGGAGCAGGAGAACCAGGAGUACGCGCUCCGCAGUUUUCAGAUGGCCCAGGUCAUCUUCAACCGGGAUGGCUGUUCCAUCUUACAGAAGCAUUCCAGGGCCAGCUCCUUCUACCCCCUGGAGAAAGGAAGUGUGUCUCUGGAUGAGGAACAGCCAAUCCCGGGACUCUCCAAAGAUGUCCUUCAUUUCCUCUUACAGCAGAAUGUGAUGCAAGACCCCUGA